Molecule: messenger RNA, 2001 nt
Organism: Moesziomyces aphidis
Lineage: Eukaryota; Fungi; Basidiomycota; Ustilaginomycetes; Ustilaginales; Ustilaginaceae
Source: the annotation of a GenBank genome assembly
AUGUCUCGACGAAUCACGGAUUGGUUUAAGCCCGAAGGGCCAAAGAAACGGGGCGGCUCCCCCUUGCCUUCGCGCGUACCCUCAAAGCAGCAUACCGGCACUGCCACGGGCAAUACUGCCUCCAGAGAAGCUGUUUUGCCCGAGCACGCCAGCACAAGCGUCACCGCGAGCGCACUGGACCCUUUGGCAACAUCGACAGCAGCGAGUGCUUCGUCCCGGGCCAGCACACCCGAACCCUUCCCCGUCGAGCCCCAUCCUUCGGGAGCUCUUUACGGCGAUACUCCCCUGUCCGUCCCGCGGGCAACAGAUCGUGCGCCCGAAGUGGUGAUCCUGUCGCGCAACGACGGUAUUACCACCUAUACGAUCCAAGAGUCCAAGGAGAACGUGCCGAUUGCAUGCCGCAUCGACACGCAUAACGAGCAUCUGCUCCUGGGCUCGAUCUUCCUUUCGACCAAGGUCGUGGAUGGAAAGACCUACCACCGGGUCGUCUCCUCGCACAUGGCACUUGCGCGGAUCGUGGCCGAGAAGAAUCCCUCGCCACACGCAGAUCGUAUCAUCGUGGACCAUCGCAAUAGGAUGACCACGGAUGAUACGGAGGCUAAUUUGCACUGGGAGACCCCUGCGUUCAACACGUUCAACAUGGACCGCAAGGAUAGCAAGUCUGGAUUCCGCGGUGUCCAACGUGCUGGACGCAAGUAUGUGGUCGCUUUCCGUGGGCGCGAGCGUGCACGCUUCGACGAGGCCGAGCCUGCCGCCCGCCUGUACGAUCUUCUCUGCCGUCUCCAGCACGGAGAUCAGCUUGACGGGCUGGACGGCCUCCUCAACUCGCUGCCCGACCAGGACAAGGAGGUCGAGAAAACGGAAAGUUACCUGGACGGAGUGGCGAUCUGGCGGGUGUGCUCCUCAUUUCUGGUGCUGCACGAUGAGGUUGAGGUGGCCAGUCAGCACCAGACUCUCACUGCGGCUCGGCAGGCCGCUUCUUCCACGGCAUCGGAGGUGCAAGCUCGCCGGUUCCGUGAAGAGGCUGGACGCGCCCAACGACGGAGUCAGCUCACAAUCGAGCGCAACGCGAGCCAGAUCGCCUACUUUCCCCUCGUCAAUAGCCGUGGCGAGCCGGUGGAGGCCCUGGUUGACGACUCCUCGUGGCUCGACAUCCGGGCCGCGGGAAUCAGGGUCUUCAUCACGAGGGCUGAUCGAGUUGCGGUGUCGGGCGGGGGCGUCCCCUUUACGACUUUCCUGUCCCGCUGGCUGCGAAGUGCGACAGCUGCGCAGGUGGUCGAUCACGUGGAUGGAGACAUCUACAAUCACCGUCUCAAGAACCUCCGAGCCACAGAUCGCUCGGCCAACGCCCAGAAUGCUCGCAAGGAUGCCAGCCGGUCUGGUCUUAUUGGCGUCUCUCAGACGCAUCGUCAACGAUGGCGUGUCGAGACCAACGUCAAAGGCCAGCAUCGCUCGGCCGCGCAGAAUUUUGAGGCACACGAGAUGGAGCUGGCGAUCGAGAUGUACGAUCUGGUGUCGCUCUACCAGCACGGAGCUGGAGCGCUUCUCAAUCGUCCUCAUAGGCUCGAAGUGUACCUCGCAGACCUGGAGGACACCGAGACCAUCAAAAGAGUGGUGCAAUUCUUGGCGCCAAAAGCGAAAGUCCAGUACUCUGACUUCGCUGGGGUCUCGGUGAACCGGGCUAAGGUAAAGGGCAAGUUCUAUUCGUACUGGAACGCUCAAGUGCGGCCAACAGUCCCGGAGGGGGAGAAGAUGAAGCUGAAGACGAAGAGGUUCGGUGUUAUGGAGGACAAAGCCGGCGAGGUAAAGGCCGCGAUCUUUUACGACCUUUGGAGACUGAAGUUGAAGGGGGUCAACUACACGAUCAACUUUGAGCACAUGCGACCGUGGUACCUGUAUCACCUGCCUACGCUCAGCGAUGACAACGACCUCCGAAUCAUCGAGAAGGCUUAUCAGCGCCUGGGAGGGGAUGCCUGGGCCCUCGCACAAGCAAAGAAGUAG